Messenger RNA from Ipomoea triloba (trilobed morning glory), 1789 nucleotides. RefSeq names its product protein NRT1/ PTR FAMILY 4.6-like. Gene Ontology annotation, cellular component: membrane. The transcript is spliced from 5 exons. Lineage: Eukaryota; Viridiplantae; Streptophyta; Magnoliopsida; Solanales; Convolvulaceae. The record is from RefSeq and is a predicted model, not a curated record. Bases 34 to 1737 code for a protein of 567 amino acids. Gene Ontology annotation, biological process: transmembrane transport. Gene Ontology annotation, molecular function: transmembrane transporter activity.
UCAAACCAGACUCUCCUAACAUAUAUAACAACAAUGGAAAUGGUUGAAAACAAGCAGAUUAGUGCAUGGGAAGGCUAUGUGGAUUGGAGAAGAAAACCUGCCCUCAUAGGCAAACAUGGUGGCAUGCUGGCUGCUUCCUUUGUCUUGGUGGUGGAGGUGUUGGAGAACUUGGCAUUCUUGGCAAAUGCAAGCAAUUUGGUGUUGUACCUUUCGCAACACAUGCAUUUCUCACCUUCACAAUCGGCCAACUCCGUCACCAACUUCAUGGGGACUGCCUUUAUGCUCGCACUGCUCGGAGGCUUUUUGGCCGAUGCUUUCUUCACUACCUAUCACAUCUAUGUCCUCAGUGCAUUCCUUGAGCUUCUGGGCCUAGUGGUACUCACAAUACAGGCUUGGUCAGCUUCACUGAAGCCAGCAAGGUGCGAUGUUACCAGCAAGACAUGCGAGGCAGUCCAUGGCGGCAAAGCCGCAGUGCUAUUCACAGGGCUGUAUCUGGUGGCGCUGGGCGUGGGGGGCAUAAAAGGCUCGUUGCCCACCCACGGCGCUGAGCAGUUGGACCAAGAAACCUCCCAAGGGAGAAAGCAAAGAUCAACUUUCUUCAACUACUUUGUGUUUUGCCUGGCUUCUGGUGCUCUCGUUGCUGUCACUCUUGUGGUUUGGGUUGAAGACAACAAAGGGUGGCAAUGGGGGUUUGGAAUCUCCACCUUUGCUAUCUUCCUAUCCAUCCCGGUUUUCCUUUCUGGCUCCAAGUUUUACCGGAAUAAAGUGCCCUCUGGCAGCCCUCUAACCACCAUAUCUAAGGUUCUUGUUGCUGCUGCAUUUUUCAACUCUAAUAAUGGAUCAAGAAAUUCAAGAAACGCGGCCAUGGCUAUAACCCAUUCUCAACCAAUCCACAGAUCAAGAGAAGGUGAUAUUGAAGAACCACAAUCACUGAAGUUUCCAUCAGAAAGCCUGGGAGUCCUAAACAGGGCUGUUCUAAAGGGGUGCUCAGUAGAUGAAGUGGAAGAAGUUAAAGUUGUGAUAAAAAUCCUCCCCAUUUUCAUCUGCACAAUCAUGCUCAGCUGUUGCCUCGCGCAGCUCUCGACCUUCUCGGUCCACCAAGCUUCGACAAUGGACACGAGCCUCGGGUCCCUGAAAGUCCCCCCGGCCUCUCUCCCGGUUUUCCCAGUGCUCUUCAUCAUGCUCCUGGCGCCCGUGUAUGACCACGUGGUGAUCCCAUUUGCCCGAAAAGUUACCAAGACGGAGAUGGGGGUUUCGCACCUCCAGCGCAUAGGGGUCGGGCUGUUCCUCUCGGUCAUAGCCAUGGCGGUGGCCGCUCUGGUAGAAGUCAAGCGCAAGCGCGUGGCAGCCACCUCGGGGCUAUUCGACUCCAAGAAACCGCUCCCCGUUACCUUCUUUUGGAUUGCAUUCCAGUACCUGUUCCUGGGAUCAGCUGACCUGUUUACACUGGCGGGGCUGCUCGAGUUCUUCUUCGCAGAAGCCCCGGGGAGCAUGAGAUCCUUGGCCACCGCGCUUUCUUGGGCUUCAUUGGCCAUGGGAUACUACCUCAGCUCUGCUAUGGUCUCCAUUGUCAAUUCUGUAACUGGGGCUCUCAAUCACAAUCCAUGGCUCUCUGGCCAAAACUUGAACCAUUACCGUUUGGAACGGUUCUACUGGCUCAUGUGCAUUCUCAGCCUCUUCAACUUCAUUCACUAUCUCUUCUGGGCAUCGCGCUACAAGUACAGAUCUACCAAGUGAAUCUAUAUCUAUAGAGUAAGACUAGCUGAAAACCUGCUCUUAGGCCUUAGCA